AUGCGGGCCUUUUUCAAUCGCCUCCACCUCGGCGGCAAGGAUAAGGAUCGGGAUACCAGCCAUACUCCCAAAGAGAAAUUCCCCCCUCUGCCCUCUUGGCCCCCCCAAGAUCCUCCGAAGCCCCCCGCGACAUCAAACUCAACCCCAAAUUCAAUAGCCUCCUUCAAACCCCUCCCAGAGCUCGUUUCCGCCCAAUUUGCCUCCCAGCUUGCAUCUCGGCCCCUGCCUCCCAUAGAGCAAUCUCCGUCUCCCCCUCUACCUGAAUCACGAUCAACUGCAACCCUUACGCCCCCCAAAUCAACACCACCACCGGUGCAGCAAGACGAAACCUCGCAGGAAUCAUCGACAACAAGCACGUCGGAAUCAGCUGUCCGCAGCGCGCGCAAAGCUAACGGGUCAACUGGCACUUCAACCACCACCGAUGUCCAGAAGAAAGUCGCCUUCAUCUCUCCUCCUCCUACGCCAGCCAACUUCGAGAGGGCUUUGCCUGACGCACCAACCAGCGGGCCGGCUCCCACACCUGUUCCUUUAAAAACGACCGUCUCGCGUUUUCAGGCCGCUUAUGGAAAGGAACCUCGAGGCUCGACUUCGACCGGGGCGUCGUCCUCGAAGACAGAUAUUACAACAGCAAAACAGACAAGUGUCAAGGCCAGCUCGACCCGAACCGCCUCUCCGUAUCUACAGAAAUCGUUUGACGGUCCAUCGGCUCAAUCCCUCCGUUCUGGCACGCCUUACUCCUCGAUGUCGAACAACACGAGUGGUAGCAAGAUUCUCGCGGCUACAUCCUGGAGCGAAGUAACCGAGGACGAUCUGGUUUCGAAUCUUGGCUCGCGCGAGCGCACGCGACAAGAGGUGUUGUUCGAGAUCAUUUCGAGUGAAGACCGAUACGUUCAAGAACUUGUGAAGAUGAAAGAUACCUUUAUUGAUCCAUUGCUGCAUCCCUACUCCAUAUCCGCAGCCUCCGCGGCCUCGACUCCUAACCUGGACUACGACUAUUAUCGCUCGGAGUCACCACUGGAAUCUACGGAAGACCUUCCCCCUAUCGCCGCUCGCUUCAUGUCGCCCACACCCUCCAUGAACCCGCCGCACGGCUCAACGUCUCCGCGUCCACGAGACGCGCCACAUAUGGACGGAGAGUCUCUAGAGACGGACGAAGAGGAAGAGGCUGCCGACAGGGCUGGGAGACUCUACGAGAACUCCAGGAGACCAGGCACGAGUAACACCUCACGCAAUGAUCACCCACGAUCGCCAUACCGUACCACGGUGACGCGCACAUCAGGCCGUACGCCCGUUCCGUUUCCUUCACGAUCACAUACAUCCCUUCCUCCGCCGGCACGAAAUCCGCUCUCCGCCUCUACGCACUCGCUCGGUCGCCAGUCAAUAAUGGUGGAACGAGAGCGGGAAAGGGAAAGGGAGCGAGAGAAAGCGCGAGAGCGGAAAUUCAGUCAAGACUCGCCUAAUAAGCCUGCCAUGUUGCGGAAAUUUAGAAAAAGCCAGACGACGAAUGACGGUAUCUUUGGUAAUGCAAUCGCGCCUCAUCAGCUACCAGAAGACCUACGGAUCUGUCUUGAGGUGAUAGACAGCGGAGUGUUUGACGGCCACAAGAGACUAUCAGAAGCCUUAAAAAAGCGCUAUGAUGAUCAGUUUCCUCUUGUUCGGUCACUCGCAGACGUGUUCGUCUCAAAUUCGGACAUCUUCCAUGGCUACGCUACGUAUGUUCUUCAUCUGGAACGCGCCUUGGAGCAGGUGGAUGCUGCUCUUUCCAACACUUCGACAAAGAAGCCUAAAAAACAGGACUCUGCUGAAUGGCAGAAGGUCUGCAAGAUUCUGCGGAAACUCGAGGAAACAUCAGCUGAAAAGGGCGAAACGGGCCUUGCUAUCACACUGUCAAAACCCUUCCAGAGGCUGCUGAAGUAUCCUCUUCUCUUCCAAAACCUUCUGUUCCACACCGACCCCAGCACAUUUGAGUACGAAAGUACACUUCAGAUGGUUGCUGAAGUAGAAAACAUCGUGCGCAGUAUCGAAGACGAGAAGAUCCAGAAGGAAGAACGCGACAAGACGCGAGAUGUGUUCGCACGCAUUGAAGGACUAGACAAGGUCAGGCAACUGGCUCUGCCCAAGCCAUCACGUGUGCUUCUCGAGGAACGUGCAUGCACUACAGGACUGAGCCCUCUUGGCGGCGGCGGCGGCAGCGGCUCGACAAAACCGUCAUCUCCACCGCCCGUCUCCAAUUCGAAAGGUGUUAGAGGCAAAUCGUCAUUCAAACGCCUCAGUGACGUCCUCCGCUCGGAUGGAGUCGGCAGCAAGAAGGAUCUUUGGUUUGUCGUCUUCAACGACGUCGUGCUCCAAUGUCAGCGGACAGGGACGACGUCAUUGCCCCUUGUGGCGUCGACCAACUCGCGGACGAAUUCGUUGCCUGAAUUGCAAGGCAAGGCCAAAUACGCGACCACUGGCCGUCGGAAUUCAACGUCAAAACCUCGAAAUCUGUACAAAUUUAUCAAGAUUGAAACAUGGGCCAUCGGAGACGUGCUGCAGCCACGAGAAGGCGUCGUUUCCAUGGAAGAUAUGGCGAAGUCUCGCGAUCUGGCCCUCUCCAGCCAACCUCGAAUUGUCCCUAUGCCCGACGACGACGAACGAGACAAUGCCGAUGACUCUGACGAUUCUGACAAGAAGAGUAAAAUGAGCUUCUCGUACUGGGGUGCCGACAAGGUCACAGUCCAGAAGCCUGUUAUCAAGGGCAAGCCGGGCGUCAACCCAAGGAGAGCUGGCGUCGUUGCCUCUUAUGGUCGGGAAUCAUCUGCCAACGCGAAAUUUGGCACGCGGCUCGUGUCUGAUGGCUCUACGCAUACACGUCCAGCAAGUCGCCGCACGACCACUACGCCAACUUCCCGUCGGCCACCUGCCUCGGAUGAGGGCCCGAACUACGCCAGAGCAACCAUUACACGCCCGGCUUGGGAUACGAGCACCCGCACCCCCGUUCCCAUCAAGCGCCCGCGAAACAUCUCUCAGGCUAGCGCAUCGACAAAGACACCGAUACCUGCACUGAAGGCACCAGUUGCCACAUCUCCGGCUCCUUCUGAAGACUCCGGCGUUGGCCUGUACCGUCAGAUGCUUGCCCACGACCCGUCUCUCAACAACAGUGCUUGA
Molecule: messenger RNA, 3147 nt
Organism: Cyclocybe aegerita
Lineage: Eukaryota; Fungi; Basidiomycota; Agaricomycetes; Agaricales; Hemipholiotaceae
Source: the annotation of a GenBank genome assembly